This is a messenger RNA of Peronospora belbahrii, 1134 nucleotides long. Lineage: Eukaryota; Oomycota; Peronosporomycetes; Peronosporales; Peronosporaceae. The record is from the annotation of a GenBank genome assembly.
AUGGCCGAGGUGUUGCGCCAAGAGCGUAAGAAACUGACACUAUUUCGUCGUCCUCUGGGUGUUUUGUAUCACUUUAGUAUCGUACUUCUUCGCUUUUUCAAGUGGUUAAUGCUACGAGUCCAGCGUAGUUCAGCUACACGCUUUGUGCUACUUCCAUUGCUGCUAUUGUGGAUCAUCGCAUCGAGUCAAGAUGGACCACAUCAUCAAAUGCUUGACGAGUUUAAUAAGAAUAUCAAGUUUGUAGUCUGGUGGGUUGGACUAGGUGUGCUCUCAAGCGUUGGGUUGGGAACAGGUAUGCACUCGGGUAUUCUUUUUCUCUUUCCACAUAUUUUCCUGGUUGUACAAGGUGCACAAGAAUGUCGAUCACUGGACUUUGACACUCGUCAUCACAUGUGGUUUCAUCCAUUUGAGGCCAAUUGUAACAAUGUUCCUGAAGUCUCUACCGUCACGUUUGUCGCUAUUUUUUGGAAAGUGUUUCUCCCGUGUAUGCUUUGGGGAGCAGGUACUGCAGCUGGAGAGAUUCCACCCUAUGCCCUAAGUCGUGCUGCUAAACUUGCUGGUCAACGCAAUGAGGAGUUUGAGGAAAUUGCCGAGUCGAAAUCUCAGUACAAUCUUAUGAACAGCAUGAAAGAUUGGAUGAUUUGUUUCUUGGAAAAGCAUGGUUUCUGGGGUGUUUUACUCAUGUCAGCCUGGCCUAACAUGGCCUUUGACCUGUGUGGCAUUUGUUGUGGACAUUUUCUUAUGCCUUUCUGGACGUUCUUUGGUGCUACGCUUAUUGGCAAGGCACUUAUCAAGGUCAAUAUGCAAGCCGCGUUCUUCAUCACCAUCUUCACGGACGCGCAUCUCAAACGAGUGGAAGCGCUUAUUGGACGCAUUACUCCCGAGCAGUGGGGUCUUGGCUCUCGCGUUAGCGAGUUUUUGCUCGAGUGUCGCGAGAAAUUUCAUUCGGCGCAGAUCAAGGCAGCUGCAGAGCAUGCAGGCACGGUUGCGACUUCUAGCAGCAGUCUGGUCUCCCAACUUGGCUCAUUGGUCAUGGUGGCCUUUAUUGGCUACUUUGCCGUCUCUUGCAUUGAGCAGUUUGCUCAGCAGCAUGCAGCUGAGGAGGAUGAGAAGCUGCUUAAGAAACAGAAAUGA